UGAAAAAUAUGUGCGACUUUUCAACUCAAUGUACGCGGUUGAGCAUUUUUUAUCACAUGCUGAUGAUAUGCACAAUUUGGUAUAAGUAGUAACCCUUGUAACAAAUCCCAAAUCUACAAUUUCAUCAUAUUCCGUUUUGGUUUGUAGAUUUGUAUUCUCAAAUUAAAGUAAUCUUCGAUCCCAAAUAUACUGUGCGCAUAAAGUCAGCGGUUAUCUUGCUAUUCAAUCAACUCAAAAUUUGCACUACAAUGUCGCUCUCCGGCAUCCAAGGUCAACUUCUCGAGGUCACAGUUGUUGGAUGCAACAAAUUGAAAGACACCGAAUGGAUUUCCAGGCAAGAUCCCUACGUUUUUCUCGAGUAUGGAAGCAGCAAAUUUCGCACCCGAACUUGCACAGAUGGAGGGAAGAAUCCUACCUUUCAGGAAAAAUUUGUGUUCACUCUGAUAGAAGGGUUGCGGGAGUUGAGCGUCGUAGUCUGGAACAGCAAUACUCUCACUUUCGACGAUUUCAUCGGCACUGGAAAGGUUCCACUGCAGAAAGUUUUGUCUGAGGGUUUUGAUGAUACCGCAUGGCCUCUCCAGGACAAAAAAGGGAGGCAUGCUGGAGAAGUUCGAUUGAUAAUGCACUUUUCUAAUGCCAAAAAGACAGCGAAAAGCCCCGCUCCAUCCGCUCCAUCGUAUUCAAAUGCACCUCCAUAUUCAGCACCUCCACCAGUAGCAUCUUUUCCCCAGGCACGCUAUCCUCCAUCGGGCUAUCCUCCAGCACCUCAGUAUGCUUCCUACCCUCCAAAUUCUGCGGCAUAUCCACCUAUGCAAUAUCAACAACCGCCAGCUGCCACUUAUCCUCCAACUUACCCUCCGACUUCAUCAUAUCCGCCACAGUCGGCCUAUCCCCCUCCGACUUCAUCAUAUCCGCCACAGUCGGCCUAUCCCCCUCCUCCGCAGGACCCACAUAACUACCCUCCAGGUCCAUAUCCUCCAGCUCCAUAUCUAUAUCCCCGACCACCAUAUUGAGGUGUAUUGCCCUCGACAAAGUUAACGAAGAAAACAAACCAGCCUAUAGCUGUCUGGUAGUCCAGCAUCCUGAAGUGUAUAUACUUGGUAUCUACAUUGUCAUUCCUAGCUUCCAUCGUGUUCCUGAAACAUUUUCGCUUGCUAUGUCGCCUGUACUGUGUAUGUUAUAUUGCAUUUGCAUCCUGCACGUUAUUGGAAACUACUUCGUGAGGUAGUAGUGAAAAAUUCCCUCAAAUAUUACUGUAGUUUUUUUGUAUGGCAAUUAUCAUUUUUUCUCA
Salvia splendens (bonfire salvia) is the source of this 1291-nucleotide messenger RNA. RefSeq names its product protein SRC2 homolog. Bases 249 to 1013 code for a protein of 254 amino acids. Lineage: Eukaryota; Viridiplantae; Streptophyta; Magnoliopsida; Lamiales; Lamiaceae. The record is from RefSeq and is a predicted model, not a curated record. The transcript is spliced from 7 exons.